Pseudo-nitzschia multistriata is the source of this 959-nucleotide messenger RNA. The record is from the annotation of a GenBank genome assembly. Lineage: Eukaryota; Bacillariophyta; Bacillariophyceae; Bacillariales; Bacillariaceae.
UACACGCGUGUAAGUGGCAUGGAUCAUAUUGCUUGGCUUUGACAUCCUAGUUCCGUGAAGUCUUGAAACUUGUAACCACACUGAUCAUGUCACCUUCCUUUUCAUUGACAAAAAGGUGCGCACAAUCCAACCGGAAUGGAUCCUACUAUGGAACAAUGGAAAGAAAUGAGCGAUACCAUAAAGAAACACAAAUUGCUUCCCUUUUUUGACUGUGCAUAUCAAGGAGUAAGUCUUUUUCAUACAGAAUAUUGGCGAGCGGUUUCUAGGUGCGUCUUAAAAUCUCUCACAAUUUAGUCAGUUCGCUUCUGGAGAUCCUAUCGAAGAUGCUGCGGCAGUGCGAAUGUUUGUUGAGGAUGGCCAUCUCAUCUCGAUGGUGCAAAGUUUUUCCAAGAAUUUCGGUUUGUAUGGACAGAGAAUUGGAGCUUUGUCUGUUGUUGGUCGUGACGAGGACGAAGCCAAACGUGUAGUGUCCCAAAUGAAAAUGGUUAUCCGUCCCAUGUACUCGAACCCUCCUCGUCAAGGAGCACGACUAGUAACGACCAUUUUGGAGGAUCCAAAACUCACGCAAGGUACGUUUUGAAUUGUACUCAAACUCCGAAAACAAUAAUACGAAAACUCUCACGAUGUGAGUUUUUGUUUCCGUAUCAAUGUCGAAGAUUUCUUGGAUCAAUGCAAGGGAAUGGCCGAUCGCAUCAAUCUAAUGCGUUCAGCGCUGAAAAAUAGCCUUGUGGAAGUCGGUUCGACAAAGAAUUGGGAUCAUAUUACGAAACAGAUUGGUAUGUUCGCUUACAGUGGGCUUACCGCUGAUCAGGUUAUGAAAAUGAGGGAUGUCCAUCACGUUUACUGCACUGCCGAUGGACGAAUCAGCAUGGCUGGUGUAACCACUGGAAAUGUGGAUUACAUUGCAAAUGCUAUCCAUGAUGUGUCAAAAUAGAAUGAGCAUAGCUCUAGCGAUCAUA